Messenger RNA from Pestalotiopsis fici W106-1, 1323 nucleotides. RefSeq lists its product as uncharacterized. The transcript is spliced from 4 exons. Gene Ontology annotation, cellular component: cytoplasm; cytosol. Bases 1 to 1323 code for a protein of 440 amino acids. The record is from RefSeq and is a predicted model, not a curated record. Lineage: Eukaryota; Fungi; Ascomycota; Sordariomycetes; Amphisphaeriales; Sporocadaceae. Gene Ontology annotation, molecular function: glutamate 5-kinase activity; RNA binding; ATP binding.
AUGAAGGCAUUCAAGCCACUCACAGUCGUUAUAAAACUGGGCACAAGUUCCAUUGUCGAUGAAAAGACACAUGAGCCGUUACUCCCCAUUCUCAGUCUCAUAGUAGCCACGGCGGUCAAGCUACGGAAAGAUGGCCACCGCGUCGUCAUUGUAUCCUCUGGCGCCAUUGGUGUUGGUCUGCAGCGGAUGAAUGUCGAGAAGAGACCAAAGCAUCUUGCUCAGCUACAGGCACUGGCUGCCAUUGGCCAAUGCCGUCUUAUCAGUUUGUGGGAUCAGCUCUUUGGGUACUAUAGUCAGCCAGUGGCCCAGAUUCUCUUGACCAGAAACGAUAUUGCGGAUCGUCAAAGAUAUUUAAAUGCCCAGACCACUGUGAACGAGCUUCUCGAGAUGGGCGUUAUCCCCAUCGUCAACGAGAACGAUACUCUCGCCGUGGCUGAGAUCAAGUUUGGCGACAAUGAUACCCUUUCGGCCAUUACAGCAGCCAUGGCUCAUGCCGAUUUUCUCUUCUUGAUGACAGAUGUGGAUUGUCUGUAUGACAAGAAUCCAAGAACCAAUCCAGAUGCACAGCCCAUCCAGGUUAUUGAUGACAUUGAUUCUAUCCGUGCUGAUGUAUCGAGCGCCGGAUCUGCUCUAGGAACCGGUGGAAUGGGCACCAAGAUUGUAGCUGCUAAGCUCGCGACUUCUGCUGGUGUCACGACAGUCAUCACCCGCUCCUCUCAGCCCGACAAUAUCCACAGGAUAGUUCGAUAUGUGCAAGCGACCAAGGCUUUCGCUCCUUCAGACGACCAUACCGAAGAUCCAUUGGCCUCGUCCACGGCUUCGUUGGCUCUCGAUGUCGCGGAGCCACCGCUGCACACCCGCUUCCUGCCCCUAGCCCACCCGAUUCGGGAUCGAUACUUCUGGCUGACGCAUGGUUUGGCGCCACAUGGUGCUAUCUACAUUGACGAUGGUGCACACCGUGCUUUGGCCGACAAGGCUGGCCUUUUGCCCAUUGGGGUCGUGGACGUGGAGGGAGCCUUCGGACAACACGAAGCCGUGCGCCUUAUUGUGGUCGAGCGAAGAGCACAGCCCGGACCUGACGGCAAGAUGUGGGAGGGCAACCCGAUUGAGGUUGGCCGAGCGCUCGUCAACUAUGCCAUGCCUGAAAUUGCGCGCAUCAAGGGCCACCGGAGCAGCAAGAUUGAAAGUUUGCUCGGUUAUGCGGAUAGUCAGUACGUCGCUGACCGGGACUACAUCAGUCUAUUCCGCCACGAGAGCCGACCUGUCACGCCUACACCGGACAUUACUGGAUUGGCCUCCUACGAACAAGGCUCUACUCUCUGA